Molecule: messenger RNA, 591 nt
Organism: Diaporthe amygdali
Lineage: Eukaryota; Fungi; Ascomycota; Sordariomycetes; Diaporthales; Diaporthaceae
Product: cupin domain-containing protein
Exons: 3
Coding region: 1-591 (196 amino acids)
Source: RefSeq, a predicted model, not a curated record
AUGUCAUCCUCUUCCCCGGCCCGUCCGCCCACGGAGAACCAAAUCUCCUCGAACCCGGGUGUCCAGGUACAAGUCACGACUCACAACAGUGAGGGCAAAGCUGUAGUCAAGUCUACCACACCCGUGAAGUGGGUGCGGUACGACGAUGAUCAGCUUGCCAUGUCAGUCCUGUACACGACCCAGUUCCCUCCAGACCUCAACAACGAGGCCGACAUCCAGCUCCACGAGGACCGCGUGGCCAAAGGCCCCGAGGCGACGGGGCUGGCGCUCAAGGGAGGCACAGUGCUGCGCUACGUGGAAUUCUCACCGGGAUACACGUGCAUGAUGCACCGCACGCAGAGCCUAGACUACGGAAUCGUCAUGGAGGGCAGCGUGGUCGCGGUCCUGGACAGCGGCGAGGAGCACCCCAUGAACAAGGGCGACAUCAUGGUCCAGCGGGCGACGAUGCACGCGUGGAAGAACCCCAGCGAAACAGAGUGGGCGCGCAUGCUCUUCUGCCUGCAGGAUUGCAAGCCUCUGUUCGUUGGAGAGGAGAGGUUUAAGGAGGCUGGAGUCGGAGAUAGUCUCCCGCCAUCUGGGAAUGAUGAUUAA